This is a messenger RNA of Cuscuta campestris, 862 nucleotides long. NCBI's taxonomy places the organism in Eukaryota, Viridiplantae, Streptophyta, Magnoliopsida, Solanales, Convolvulaceae. The record is from the annotation of a GenBank genome assembly.
CCAAAUCUUUGCUUCUUUUCUCAAAAUGGCUCCUACAGAUCCCGAAACCUGGACCCAUGGACCCUCCAUCAUCAAGGAGAACGAACUUCGAGAGGUGGCCAUGCUCCUGGGCAAGGGCUUCCGGGUCCACCAUCCCGAUGCCAUUGGGGGGAUUAGUCUAUCCCACAAUCCAAAUCCCCAGAAGUACAUGGUCAUGCAAUAUCAUUCUGUGGAAAAUGGUUUUAGGUUGCCCCUCCACGGUCUGCUUCGCGGUCUCUGCCUCCAUUUCGGAUUUGCUCCAGGUCAAUUGACUACCAACGCGCACAAGUAUGUCGCGUCUUUCAUCUUGCGCUGCUGCGCCCUGGACAGAAUCCCAUCAUUGGAUGAAUUCUUUCUCCUCUUCAGUAUCGGUGGUUUCCCCUUCUACAGCCUAUAUCCCCACAACCAUUUCCCAAUUUUUGAAAAGGUUGAGUUCAAGCAUGAAAAAUGGUCACUGAGAUACUUCGUUAUUGAGUUCCCGGCUCACAGCCCCCUUGAUCUACCAGGUGUUGUCCUCCGCCGUUCCAUUUCCCGGACGAAAUUUGCUGCAGCAGGAUUAGCGGAGGGAGUGUACAACGCCUUGAGAGAAAAAGAAGGUUUAAUUUCACACCACUCCCUUCAAGACGCCCGACUGUACAAGAAGGCGGGUUUUUACUACCCCCUGGGUCCUGACCCGUUUCCAUUUGAAGGCGUGCCUUCUCCCGAGAAACCAAAGGCUCCUUCUGCUACAGAGUCAAACCCAGCCAUGAGAUCUCCCGGGAAUCAAUCCCAAGGCAACUCUACUGCGGCCACGGGAGGGAGUCACUGAUGAUGAUUUCCUUCCCAAGAAAAACAAGGGUGAUAA